AUGGUAAAUGUGCAUUCUUUUGACUCCGUGGGAACCUAUAUGCAGGCCAUGCUGCCGAUGGUUCAAACUGCUCAAGGAUUUAAUCUAACUGAAAAGAACAAGGAACUUCCAGAUAUUGAAAGCAGACCAGAUAAAAGGGAUAAAAAUUCGAGUAACGCGGUAUUGACUACAUUAGCUCAAGAUAGAAAUGAAUGGGAUGAUAUAUUUGAUGAGUUUGAUGAUUUGUCUACAGAAAAGCUGGAAACAGUAAUAAAUCAAGCUGGAGAUUAUAAAUUCUCAUCGGUAUACAGGGAAAUAUUAAAAACUUUGGAAUCUAGUAGAUUCCAAGUUCCAAAGGACCAAUUACUGGAGCAUAUUUUAAAUAUUCUAAACACUGCAGAUGGCUCUGGGGCUUUGGAGCAAGAAUUAUUUUACUACUUAGGUUCGGAGAAUAUUGAAUUAAUUCGUAUUAUAGUUCAAAACCAAACUCUUCUUUCAGGAAAACCUUAUCAAGAGGUGCUAGAGGAUUUUAGAAAUGCUGUAGGAAAGUCUGAAUUUCUCUCAGGCUUGGAUAUGAAUGAUGAAGACCUGGUGAAUGCUUCAUCUGUGAGUCAACUAUUUGAUGGGAAGCAGAAGAUUGUCAGGUAUCCACAUGUUUUUAGAAAGUACGAAGUUGGUACUUCUUCAUCCUUCUCAUUUAACGGUACAAAGUUUGUAUUACCAGCUGGAACUACAAGACAGUCGCUGCAGUCUCAUGAGGAAGUGGUUAUUCCAUGUAUAGAAAAAGUGAACGAUUACAACUCCAGUGUGCAGCAAAUAAAGGUGAGUACUUUGGAUGAUUAUAUCCGAGCAGUUUUUGAAUAUGAAACACUGAAUAAGAUCCAAUCGUUGGUUUAUCCAAUUGCAUACAAAACGAACGAGAACAUGUUAAUUUGUGCACCAACUGGUGCUGGUAAAACUGAUAUUGCCUUACUUACUGUUUUGAAUACUAUCAAGCAAUUCUCUGAGAUAACUGAAGAUGGAGUUAUGGACAUUAUGUAUGACGAUUUUAAGAUCAUUUAUGUUGCACCAUUAAAAGCCCUUGCUGCUGAGAUAGUCGAAAAGUUCUCGAAGAAACUCGCUCCUUUCAAGAUUCAGGUUCGUGAGCUAACAGGAGACAUGCAGCUAACAAAAGCUGAAAUUUUGGAAACGCAAGUAAUUGUCACAACUCCCGAGAAAUGGGACGUUGUUACUAGAAAAGCUAAUGGUGAUAAUGAUCUAGUAUUGAAGGUAAAGUUACUGAUUAUUGACGAGGUACAUUUGUUGCAUGAAGAUAGAGGAUCUGUUAUAGAAGCAUUAGUUGCACGUACUCUUUGUCAAGUAGAGCACUCACAGUCUAUGAUCAGGGUUGUGGGGUUAUCUGCUACCCUCCCAAACUUUGUGGAUGUUGCGGACUUUUUAGGCGUUAAUCGUCACGUUGGGAUGUUUUACUUUGACCACUCAUUCCGUCCGAAACCUUUGGAGCAACAAUUGCUUGGCUCUAGAGGGAAAUCUGGUAGUAUACAAGGCAGGGAAGGCAUUGACAAGGUUUCCUACGAAAAGCUUUACGAGCAAAUUGCUAAAGGUAACCAGGUCAUGGUAUUUGUCCACUCAAGAAAAGACACAGUUAAAACAGCCAGGACUUAUAUAUCUAUGGCUCGUAAUAAUCAAGAAGCCGAAGAAUUUGUUAGCAGUCAUCCUUCGGUUGAUAAAUUUAAAAGAGAUAUAUCCAAACAUAAGGACAGAGACAUGAAAGAAUUAUUCCAAAGUGGAUUCGGCAUUCAUCACGCUGGUAUGUCAAGGUCAGACCGUAAUAUUACGGAAAAAAUGUUUAAAGAAGGUGCUAUAAACGUUUUAAUUUGUACUGCAACCCUAGCUUGGGGGGUAAAUUUACCUGCCGAUGUUGUAAUAAUUAAAGGAACACAGGUCUAUGACUCAAAGAAGGGUGGUUAUACGGACCUUGGUAUCACAGAUGUUAUUCAAAUCUUUGGUCGUGCUGGUAGACCAGGAUUUGGCUCAACUCACGGUGUUGGCAUAUUAUGCACUACCAGCGAUCGUUUAGAUCACUAUAUUUCACUAAUCACACAACAGCAUCCCAUUGAAUCCAAGUUAGGUUCAAAGAUUGUUGAUAAUCUGAAUGCAGAAAUAUCUUUAGGAACUGUAACCAACGUCGAAGAAGGUAUUAAAUGGCUAGGUUACACUUAUAUGUUUGUGAGGAUGAAGCAGAAUCCAUUCAACUAUGGUUUAACUUGGGAAGAACUAAUAAAUGACCCACAAUUGUAUGACAAAAGGAGGACCAUUAUUACUAAUGCUGCCAGAAGAUUGCAUGGCCUACAGAUGAUAGUAUUUAAUGACAACACCAUGAAUUUCAUUUCAAAGGACUUGGGUAGAGUUGCUUCUGAUUUCUACUUGCUGAACGAGUCUGUGGAGAUUUUUAAUCAAGUGUGUAAUCCGAGGGCCACCGAAGCUGAUGUAUUGUCAAUGAUUAGUAUGAGUAGUGAAUUUGACUCUAUUAAAUAUAGAGAGGAAGAGGCAGGUGAAUUAGGCAAACUAUUGGAAAAUGCAGUCGAGUGUCAAGUCGGUGGAGACGUCGCUUCCAGCUCAGGUAAGACGAACAUUUUACUACAGGCAUAUAUAUCUCAGGCUUCGAUUAAGGAUUCGGCACUGAGUUCAGAUGCCAAUUAUGUUGCUCAAAACGCUGCAAGAAUUUGUAGAGCAGUAUUUCUAAUUGGUAUUAACAGAAGGUGGAGUAGGUUUGCCAUUAACAUGCUUAAUAUUUGUAAGUCUAUUGAAAGACGCAUGUGGGCCUUUGAUCAUCCUCUAUGUCAAUUCGAUUUACCAGAAGCAAUUUUGCGUCAACUACGUGCCAAAUCGCCAUCCAUGGAGAAUUUAUUAUCUAUGGAACCAUCGGAGCUUGGAGACUUAGUCCAUAAUUCUAAAAUGGGCCAUAAACUAUACAAUCUAUUAAGUCGUUUCCCUAGAAUAGAAAUAACCGGGGAAUGCUUUCCAAUCACAACAAGUGUGUUAAGAAUUACUGCCACAUUGACUCCUGCUUUUCAAUGGGACUAUCAUAUACAUGGUAACGCACAAUUUUUUUGGAUAUUUGCAGAGGAGUCUAAUAAAUCUGAAAUAUUACACUUCGAGAAAUUUAUUCUGCACAGAAAACAGAGCAAUGUAGCGCAUGAUAUAGAUUUCAUGAUAUCGCUAUCAGAUCCGCCACCUCCCCAGCUUGUUAUAAAGGUGUUAUCAGAUACAUGGAUUGGAAGUGAAUCCGUUCACGCAAUUUCAUUUCAACAUUUAAUAAAACCUCACAAUGAGACGUUGCUGACCAAGCUGGAGCGCUUAAGACCUCUUCCUGUUAAGGCUCUACAUAAUCCAUUGCUUGAAUCAAUAUACCCUUUCAGCUAUUUUAAUCCAAUGCAAACUAUGGUUUUUCAUACUAUUUACAACACGAACGAAAACGUAUUUGUUGGUUCCCCGACAGGUUCAGGAAAGACAGUUGUGGCUGAACUGGCUAUUUGGAACGCAUUCAAAAAAUUCCCAGGAAGCAAAAUCGUUUAUAUAGCUCCUAUGAAAGCCUUAGUUAGCGAAAGAGUCAAUGAUUGGAGAAGGAGGAUAACACCAGUCACGGGCGACCAAGUUGUAGAACUUACAGGUGAUUCUGUCCCAGAUGCUAAGGAAAUUAAGAAUGCUACUAUUGUUAUCACAACGCCUGAAAAAUUUGAUGGUAUUUCACGUAACUGGCAAACACGACGCUUUGUGCAGAAAGUAUCCUUGGUUAUUAUGGAUGAAAUUCAUUUGUUGGCUAGUGAUCGUGGACCAAUUUUGGAGAUGAUUGUUACGCGUAUGAAUUAUAUUUCAUCAAUUACCAAUAACCCAAUUCGCCUAUUAGGUAUGUCUACAGCGGUUGCAAAUGCUUAUGAUAUGGCGGGUUGGCUUGGAGUCAAGAAUAACGGCUUAUUCAACUUUCCAUCUAGUGUUCGGCCUGUUCCAUUGAAGAUGUAUAUUGAUGGUUUCCAAGAUAAUAUUGCGUUUUGUCCUCUAAUGAAGACAAUGAAUAAGCCUGCAUUCAUGGCAAUCAUGCAACAUUCUCCUCGUAAACCAGUUUUGAUUUUUGUUGCUUCACGUCGUCAAACAAGAUUAACAGCUUUAGAUUUGAUUCAUUUGUGUGGUUUGGAGGAUAAUCCACGAAGGUUUUUGAAUAUGGAUGAUGAAGAAGAGCUAGCCUAUUAUGUUUCUCAAAUUUCAGAUGAAACUCUAAAAAUGUCUAUUCAGUUUGGAAUCGGUCUACAUCAUGCAGGUCUUCCAUCACAAGAUAGAGAAAUUGUUCAUAAUCUUUUCCAAAAGAGCAAAAUACAAAUUUUAGUAGCGACUUCUACAUUAGCCUGGGGUGUUAACCUACCAGCACAUUUGGUCAUCAUCAAAGGAACUCAAUUUUUCGACAGUAAGAUUGAGGGCUAUAGAGAUAUGGAUUUAACGGACAUUUUACAAAUGAUGGGAAGAGCUGGAAGACCGGCUUAUGAUACCACUGGUACCGCAAUUGUAUUCACUAAGGAGUCGAGGAAAACGUUCUAUAAGCAUUUUUUGAAUGUGGGCUUCCCCGUUGAAUCAUCAUUACACAAGGUACUGGACGACCAUUUAGGUGCUGAAAUUGCAUCGGGCACAAUCAAUAACAAACAAGAUGCAGUCGAAUUUUUAAACUGGACUUUUCUCUUCAGAAGAGUGCAUCAUAAUCCAACGUAUUAUGGUGUUACCGAUGACAUGUCGACAGCUGGUGUUAACCGCUACCUUAGCGAGUUGAUUGACAAGACGUUAAACAAUUUAGCUGAAUCGCAAUGUAUUGUCGUUAAAGGCAACAAUGUGGAUGCAACACCAUUUUUAAGCAUAUCAACAUACUAUUAUAUUUCCCAUAAGACUAUCCGCAUGUUGUUAUCCCAUAUUUAUAAUGGCUGUUCAUUCAAAGAUAUAUUAAAAUGGUUAGCCCUUGCAGAGGAAUAUAACGAGUUGCCUGUAAGAGGCGGUGAGGCAAUAAUGAACAUUGAGCUAUCUGCAAAUUCACGCUACCCAGUAGAGACUGUCUUUAAAGAUAGUGAAGAGUUAGCUAUUGGAGACCCUCACAUAAAGGCUUUCUUAUUAUUACAAGCCUAUCUCAGUAGGGCUGAGCUUGAUAUAGCAGACUACUAUCAAGAUACUAUUUCAAUCUUGGACCAGUCUCUGCGUAUCCUACAAGCUUACAUAGAUGUAGCCAGUGAGCUAGGAUACUAUCGGACGGUGCUGACAAUUGUAAAGGUAAUGCAAUGUAUCAAACAAGGCUGUUGGUAUGAGGAAAACCCUUGUACACUUCUGCCGGGCUGUGUACUAAAGCGUGAAACUAAAAUUGAAUUCGGUGACGACGGGUGGCCAACUGAAGAUCCACAAUUCAUGUCAUCAAAGUUACAACAACUGGCUACCCAGAAGCACAACUCGCUGCGCAACUUGGCUGCAAAGUUCGGAGUUGAGAAUGGUCGUAUGAACUCAUUUAUAAAACAGGCAUCUAGCAUCCCAGCUUUGAACGCAGUUCAUUUCUUGGCACAAGAUAACCCGGAAGAAUUAACUUUGACAGCCACACAUGUGAACAGGCGUGAUGAGAACCUUUACGUUUACUGUAGCAAAUUUCCUAAGAGGCAAAAAGAACAGUGGUUCCUCAUCGCGCAUAAGGAUGACGAGCUUUUAAUUAUCAAGAGAUGUCAACCCCAGAGGCAGCCAGGUCAGAGGAAUUACUCAUUAUCAUGCAGGCUUCUAAUACCUGAUGACCUUCGUAACAAAACCGUGCAUUUCACCUUGAUAAACGAUGCCAUGGAUCUCAGAUACGAACUGGUCCAUACAACUGUUUAA
Molecule: messenger RNA, 5871 nt
Organism: Eremothecium sinecaudum
Lineage: Eukaryota; Fungi; Ascomycota; Saccharomycetes; Saccharomycetales; Saccharomycetaceae
Gene: SLH1
Product: RNA helicase
Exons: 1
Coding region: 1-5871 (1956 amino acids)
Molecular function (GO): ATP hydrolysis activity; nucleic acid binding; ATP binding
Source: RefSeq, a predicted model, not a curated record